Lepisosteus oculatus (spotted gar) is the source of this 3716-nucleotide messenger RNA. The record is from RefSeq and is a predicted model, not a curated record. NCBI's taxonomy places the organism in Eukaryota, Metazoa, Chordata, Actinopteri, Semionotiformes, Lepisosteidae.
AUUGUGACCAGUUUGGAGAACUCUUCAACGUCGUCCCAUCCUGGGAUUCAGGAUGCACGUCCAGAGGGCCAGCUCCUAUUCAAAUAUAAAAACAGAGCUAGAACGGCCGUUGAAAGAUGACCGUCAGGUUCUGGUUGAGGAACAGAAGGCAUGCAGAGCUCGUGCUCGAAAAUUCUCCUUGGAAACCAAUCGACGUAGGAGAGCUCUGGAGGAGAAACGCAGGGAAGAGGACAUCAGGGAGCAGAAACUGAGGGAGGACAUACUCCAGCAGCGCAAACAGAAAGUGCAGGAGGCAACCGAGAGGUUUCAGAGAGCUCAUCUCCCCCCCUCACAAAGAAAUAGACAAGUUUACAGAAAUCCAACCCCUCGAUUAGAAGAAGCUUUGAAUCAAAUUCAGCCCUCUUUCAGUUCUUCAGCCCUCAAUUCUUCACUCUACUCCAGAAGCCCUAUCAGCAACAGGACCUACACAUCCUCUCCAAGUUCUUCAGCAAGUUCCACUGCCUCUCAUUACCAGAAGCAGUUGUCUGCCGCAGUAGCCUAUGCCAAAUUGAUGCAGGAGAAGAGUGGCACUAAUCUCAAGAGCAGCCAGAUGCUCUUUCAGAAUGAACUUCUGGAGACACAGCGCCUUCUGGAGGAGAGAAAGAUGAAUAGCCUGCAGGAUUUUGAAGAAGAAAUUAGACAGCUGGAUCGUUCAGAAAGCUUGUCAAGCCUGGACAGUUUAGAGAAUGAACAGUCCGAUCAAAUCCCUAGAGCUGGUAAAAAAAAUGUUACCUAUUCUUCAGCACACGAGUUUGUACCCAGGAACUGCACUCAACCUCAGUUGCAGAGGAAGCACUUUAAUGGCACAUGUCCUGCUGCUAAAAUAAACUUCCUUAAAGCUGAGAAGAUUAGCCAUGAUCCGUGGAACCAAGACAGUAUGAUGUAUACAAAUUCUCAGACACAUGUAAUGUCAAAAAGAACUGAGGAAUUGAGCACUAAGUAUCUGAACAACACACAGCAAGCAAUAACAGUGCAGCGCACAAAUGAGGCAUAUUUUGAGGGUGAAAAAGAAGCUAAUAUAAAUGCAGCCACAUUGAGUAGCCAGAAUACAUUAACUGAGAAUAAAAAUGUGGAUACUUCAUCUAAUGAGACUAGCCGUGAUAAAACUCAUGAUGAUUUUAGUGACAAUUGCCCUAAAGUUAUACCAUCUAAAGCAUGGAGCACUCCUGAUCCUACACCAAAGGAAAUACAGUUUUCCACUCAAGAGGAUGAAUCAAGGCAACAAGUGAAAAAUCCAGCAGAUAGGUAUUCAAAUCAGCCAUUGGCAACUCAGAUUGUUUUACCUACUAACCAGAUUAGUGGCGAAGAAAAUUUGAGCAAUAAGUCUGCAUCUCCUGGUACUUUACUAAAAAUUGUAAACAAGAGUUGUACAGAACCAGAUUGCCUUGAUGUGAGCCUGACUGAAAAUCCUAAAUGCAGCCAUUGUCCAAGGACUAAUCAAAUCGACCCAAUUUAUUCUAAGAAUUACAAUGAUAAAAGCGAAAAUUGUGAAAGUGAAAAAUCCAUUGAUGUAGAAUCGUCAAAUCACGUAACAGACUCUCACAGGACUAAAAGUAGUAUUUCCAAAACUCCCUUAACUCCUGGGGAAGAGAGACAAAAACUUUCAGACGCAAAACUAUCAGACCCACCAUCUACUUCUGUUGGUGGAACAAAGGGCAUUAACGUUGUUAAAGGGAUAUUAAAAAAAGAAUCAAAAUACGCAUCAGGUCAUGCCAGCUCUGCGCUUUCUUCCAGCAGUGUCCAUUUUACAAAACAGGUGGCAAAGUCUAUCAGGGAUAGCGUGGAAUUGACAAAGCUGAAAGACAAAGAUCUAGAUAACAGUAAGACUAAAAAGAAGCUGCGGUGGUUUGAUGAGAUUGGCUUGAAUGAGUCUGAUGAGGUUAACAAGCAAAACCAAGCAAGGAGCAAAUUAUUUCAUCAAUCAACAGUAAAAAAUAAUAUAAAAGAUAUUUCAACAGAACGUCAAGAGAGCCAGUUCCGGGUUUCUGCUACGCCAAGUGCCCCAGGGGCUUCCAAGACAGCCCAGACUACACAGGUCACAACCCCCUUGGUUUCUACUGGCUAUCACUUCACGAAACAAGCUUGGGCAGACUCCGAGCACCAGGACAGUAAGCUGCAGGAACAAGGUAUGAAGUCACAAUUGGCAAAUGCCUGUCAACGCAAAGGAAGGCCAAGGGUCCCUAGGAGAGUGCGAUCUGCUAAAGCUCGAUUGGGCACUGCUCCCAGCAAGACUAGAAGGGGUACCAUAAUCAGACCACAGUCUGCAAGUGAAGCUAAUCAUGUUUUGAAAUCCCAGGGGAAAAUGAUUAAACCCAGCCCUCCUCCCAGACCCAUAUUUCCUCAAGGCAGGCAAGUUCAGAGUGCGAGCAGCAAUGAGGAGACAGUUGGGCGUCCAACAAGGAAUCUUUAUAACGACACUCAAACUUUCAGCAAGGGAAGCAUGCCAGUGGAACAGGCUUCAUACAAAGACAUUCCAGAUGGCUGUGCUCUGCCUCAGGGCAGUUCCUUCACCACAGCUAGUGUCACGUUCACACCAUUCCCACCCUCCUACACCUUAUCCUCCUGCGAGACUGUCACGAAGGCCACUUAUACUGUCAACAGUAUCCUGGGCGGAGACCGACAAGAGGCCUUGACCACUAGACGAGGUCCCAUCUAUGGAGAGAAUGGUCUGCGUCUGGACCAUACCCCCACUGACGAGGAGAUCUUGCAACUGUGGCACGGAGUUCGCAGUGCAUUGGCGACCAAGGAUGGUGACUCCCGAAACAUUUCUACUCACAAUGGUCUGUUGUCUGUUGUGCCUCAAGCCCGUGCCAAUUUGUCCCAUGUUACCAUAGACGGUGGUAGUUUGAUUGGUGGUGUCAAAUCACUCACUAGAAUGGGUGGAUUUUUUGCUUCACCUUCGAAUGCAGCCUUCAAUGUGGCAAGGAGAAAACAGAUCCUGGAUAGUAAUGGAGCAAAGCACAGGGCUCUUUUGGAACAGAGGAGACAGGCUACAGACUCUGUAUCCAGGAAACCUGUGAUUGCAUCAGAGGGCACUGUUCAGAUCAGUCCAUUGCCAAGUAAACCUGAACAAGCACAAAUGCCCUCAGAUGAAGUUUCUGAGAGUACGGCCCAGUUCCUCCUGGCAGAGAACCUGACUGAAACCUCAGCCUCUGACAGUGAGAUCCUGAGAGCUAUGGAAAUGGUGCAUUCGCAGAAACACACCUUCUUGCUGAACCGAGCCCAGCACCUUGGCCUCAGCGCUCUCUCUCUGGAAGAACAGAAACUGCUACAUUCAUUGGAGCACCUCAAUCACAGACUGCUGCGUAAGACAGCUUUCACUCACCCACUGCAGCUAAGGGAACCAUUGUCCUCAGCCAUUUCUGUACAUUUUACAAAUAAAAAGCACAAUUCUGGCAGAUAUGUUCUUGUUUUUAUCCCAGACAAUUCCCAAUAUGAUGCUAGGAAUUUACUGCAAGUGUCAGGUUUUAUUUCUGUUGGUUUAAAUUAAUUAAUAAAAAAUAUUUGACCACAUCUGCAAUGCAUACCAGCAUACCACCAUUUGGUACUAAUUUAGAAACCUUUCUUACAGGUGUCUAUAUCUGUACUAUAUUUCUGUCAUAGUUGACCAUUAUUUCACUUACUGUCCUUAUUUUUACUCUUUUCUACUAAAUUAGGAGCUAUUUUGUAUGAAGUCU